AAUGAUAUUUGUGGAAGUGCUCAUAUACUUUUUAUUAUUACAUGAAACAUGUUUAUGAAGUUAAUAUGAACCACACUAUUUAACACUACUUGUUAUUAAUUCAGAAUGAAAACACAAAACGUUGCUGAACAAUUAACUAAUCACAAAUCCCUCUGAACAACACAUUGCCAUAUUUCAACAAAGAUUACUGUUUGCUCAGCAAGGUAAAGAGCAACAGCAUAACAGCGUAACAACGAAACUACCUCGUAUUGCUGCCCCGGAUUUGUCCGAAACUAAUAAAACAUAUGUACAUAUAUGCAAGCUACAUUGGUAGCUGCCACAAUAAUGGAACAACAUGUACUAAAACGAUUGUAAUCGCAGCCAAUUUUUAAACAAAAAAAUAUAUAACAAUACGGAAAACAACUGGUAUCUGGCUAUUGAGACCAUCAACGAAAUUAAUUGAAUACCGAAGAGGCGAUCCCACAACCUUUACGUAACGUUAACGUACAAAAUGCAGGCAAAGGGCAGUUGCAAUGUAGAGCCCACUGUGACAGCACCGCCAGCACUGGCGGCGACUGCAACUAAUGGGAGCAGCAAGUCAAGCGGUGGUAACAAACCGUGUGCUCAUUCCACGCCCUCCCACACCAACAAUGGUUAUCAGAAUGGUGUGCGACGGGACUCGACUCAAGUCUUUACGCCGCUGCUAGUUCAGCACGAUAACACACAUGGAACCGCUGAGAUUAGCACGCUUCCCUCCACUGUGCUAUACGAGAGUACGCCUAGCAAUAACAACGAGUGGAAGGCAGCGGAAGAUAUAAAUAAUUUGAAGAACGGUCUCCUCAGCUCGCAUAAUCAUCAUCAUAGUAGCAACAAUAACGGAAACAGCAACGGACGCAGUCUUCGGGAAAAGUAUACGCACGAGGAGGCGCCACUCACGGGCGGGCAUUGCUAUAGAGUACCUCUUGCGCGUGCCUCAGAGUCCGAGGAAUCAGAUUGCGAUUCAGAUUUACGGGGUAGCCAUGCGUCCACCUGUGGGCUUUUUGGUUGCCAGCCACGAUGGGCACGUCGGUUUGCCUCCACACAUGUUUUCAUGGUGGUAUUUCUGCUCGCCUACAUUCUGCAGGGCAUGUAUAUGACAUAUUUUGUGUCAGUGAUUACCACAAUUGAGAAACUGUUUCAGAUUAAAUCGAAGACCACGGGUUUUUUGCUAAGCGCUAGUGAAAUGGGACAAAUUAGUACGGCUAUGCUGUUGACUUAUUUUGCGGGCCGUGGCCAUAGACCACGUUGGAUCGCCUGCGGCAUGGUGUUGUUUUCGAUUGCAGCAUUUUCCUGUGCCUUGCCACAUUUUAUAUUUGGCGAGCAGUUAAUGCAAUCUAGCGUAUUCAUGAAGCCGCAGUCACUCAGCGAGCCUGACUCGGGAAACAUGAGCGUCUUUACGUCUUCGAGCAGUUUUCAUGCCAAUCUCUGUCAGUUGGGGGGAAAUGACACUUUACCGAGUACAGAAUGCGACGAAGGCCAAAAAUUGGAGCAGGCUUCGCAUUCCAAGAUCACGGUAAUAGUGCUAUGUAUUUUUUUUGGGAGCCUACUUAGCUCAGGUAUUGGUCAGACGGCAGUGGCUACGCUAGGUAUCCCAUAUAUCGACGACAAUGUUGGCAGCAAGCAGUCACCAAUGUAUAUGGCCGUCACCAUAGGCAUGCGAAUUCUGGGUCCCGCUUCAGGCUUUAUUGUGGGGUCCUUUUGCACCCGCUGGUAUGUUAAUUUAUCCGAUCCGGGCUUCAAUGCAAGCGAUUCGCGCUGGAUAGGGGCCUGGUGGCUUGGACCCGUGGCAAUAGGUAGCUUGAUGCUGCUGGCCUCAAUCGCAAUGUUCUCAUUUCCCAAGCAACUGUGUAACAAAAGGACGAAGCAAACGUCCCCAACUGAAGCAGGCAAUCCUGCUAUUGCGGAUGUGGAUGAGAAGCCGAGAUUAAAGGAUUUUCCCAAGACUGUGCGCCGUCAACUGAGCAAUGAUAUACUUAUGUUUCGCACUGCCUCCUGUGUCUUCCACCUUUUACCCAUUGCUGGCCUGUACACAUUUCUGCCCAAGUACCUCGAAACACAGUUUCAUCUAGCUACCUAUGAUGCCAAUAUGAUAGCUGCUUUCUGCGGCAUACUCGUAAUGGGCUUCGGCAUAGUAAUCUCAGGUUUAGUUAUUUUAAAACGCAAGCCAACUGCCAAAUCUGUAGCAGCAUGGAUUGCAUUCACAGCUCUAGUUUAUGCUGCAGGCAUGGUCAUACUAAUGUUUAUUGGCUGCAGCACCAACGACUUUGCAGGCUACAAGGCCGCCGAUACCAAUAGUCCUGCGCUAAUCGAGCCCGCCUGCAUUGCCGCACAAAACUGCAACUGUGAUAAGGAAAAUUUCUCGCCCAUUUGUGGUGCAGAUGGUAGGAUGUAUAUCUCUGCGUGCCAUGCCGGCUGCACCAGUGCCACGCUGCGCCGUAGCGAUAAUCGGACAGUUUAUAAUGACUGUGCUUGCAUUCCAGUCGUUGCUGCGCCAGCUCCUGAUUUAUUUGAUGCGGUCAACGGUUACUGUGAUAAUAAGUGCAAGAACUUCAUUUAUUUCAUACUGAUUUUUGCCAUUUGUGUUUUUAUGCAUUCCACCUCCGAAGUGGGAAGCAUGCUGCUCGUCAUGCGCUGUACACAUCCUAAAGAUAAGGCCAUGGCUAUGGGCGUCAUACAAUCUGCCAUCGGUCUAUUUGGUAAUGUUCCUUGCCCGAUUAUCUAUGGUGCUGUCGUUGACUCAGCAUGUCUUAUUUGGAAGUCGGUAUGUGGAAAGCAUGGUGCCUGUUCUCUUUAUGAUGCCGACACCUUCCGGCACUAUUUCUUAGGCAUCACAGCGGGCAUCAUGUUCCUUGCAUUCAUAAUGGAUUUGGUGGUCUGGCGCAAGGCCCAUCGCAUUGACAUUGCACCGGAGGAUAAUCAUGAUGGUGCACCGACGCAGUCUUACGCUGUGGGCACCUCCGAGUCAAAGCAGUCUAUUUCGCCACCACCAGACACGACAGUUUAGGAUCAAAAACCAUAAUUGCUUUAAGACGCAAUGAACUUCACUCAGCAUCAGCGAAUCAAUAGUGCCGAAAAGAUUUCCAAUAAACUUAUACCGUUAUUGUUAAUUAGUUAUCAUUUUUUUUAGUUAAUAGCAUAGUGCAAAAUCAAAUUAAAGAUUAAGUGGCGCGCCAAUAAAAUAUGAACAGUGCAA
Messenger RNA from Scaptodrosophila lebanonensis, 3211 nucleotides. It is a transcript of the gene Oatp74D, whose product is annotated as solute carrier organic anion transporter family member 74D. Gene Ontology annotation, biological process: transmembrane transport; sodium-independent organic anion transport. The record is from RefSeq and is a predicted model, not a curated record. Lineage: Eukaryota; Metazoa; Arthropoda; Insecta; Diptera; Drosophilidae. The transcript has 7 exons. Gene Ontology annotation, cellular component: membrane. Gene Ontology annotation, molecular function: protein binding. Bases 491 to 3022 code for a protein of 843 amino acids.